Molecule: messenger RNA, 3832 nt
Organism: Prunus mume (Japanese apricot)
Lineage: Eukaryota; Viridiplantae; Streptophyta; Magnoliopsida; Rosales; Rosaceae
Biological process (GO): protein ubiquitination
Cellular component (GO): CCR4-NOT complex
Molecular function (GO): RNA binding; ubiquitin-protein transferase activity
Source: RefSeq, a predicted model, not a curated record
CUCUCCAUCUCUCUCUCUUAAAAAGCACCCCCUCUUAUUGUGGCUCUCUCUCUCUCUCUCUCUCUCUCUGCGUUGCGAUCCUCACACCACAAUCUCAUCCUCUCACAGAUUCGUCCUCUUCUUCUCGAUCCCCAACUGGUAAUCAUGAGUGACCAGGGAGAAAAGACUUGUCCUCUUUGUGCAGAGGAGAUGGAUUUGACAGAUCAGCAAUUGAAGCCAUGUAAAUGCGGUUAUGAGAUAUGUGUUUGGUGUUGGCACCACAUAAUGGACAUGGCUGAGAAGGAUGAGACAGAGGGGCGGUGUCCUGCAUGCCGCACUCCUUAUGAUAAGGAAAAGAUUGUAGGGACGGCUGGAAAGUGCGAGAGAUUGGUGGCUGAAAUCAAUACCGAGAAAAAGAUGAAGUCUCAGAAGGCAAAGGUUAAAUCGACUGAAGGACGGAAGCAGCUCAGCAGUGUGCGAGUGAUUCAAAGGAACCUUGUUUACAUAGUUGGGUUGCCUCUUAAUCUGGCAGAUGAAGAUCUUCUGCAGCGCAGAGAAUAUUUUGGUCAGUAUGGCAAGGUUUUAAAAGUUUCUAUGUCCCGAACUGCAGCUGGUAUCAUUCAGCAAUUUCCAAACAAUACAUGUAGUGUAUAUAUUACUUACUCGAAAGAAGAGGAAGCGGUUCGUUGUAUUCAAAAUGUACAUGGGUUCCUCUUGGAUGGUAGAUCGCUGAGGGCAUGCUUCGGGACCACAAAGUAUUGUCAUGCAUGGCUGAGAAAUGUGCCUUGCACCAAUCCUGAUUGUUUGUAUCUGCAUGAGGUUGGGUCUCAGGAGGACAGUUUCACUAAAGAUGAAAUAAUUUCUGCAUACACUAGGAGUAGGGUACAACAAAUUACCGGUACUGCAAACAGUAUGCAACGGCGUUCAGGGAGUGUUUUGCCUCCACCACUAGAUGAUUAUUGUAACAGCAGUUCUACUUCUGCUGGAGGACCAAUUAUUAAAAAUGGUUCAAGUAAUACUGGAAGCCUUCUUAGAGGUUCUCCUCCAAAUGGAAGCUCUGGUAGAUCUAUUGCUCUUCCAGCUGCAGCCUCAUGGGGAACACGUGGUUCAAAUUGCCAACCACCAGCUACAAGUAUAAUAAAUUCGAAUGGACAUACUAAACAGAAACCUGAUGUCAAUUGCACAUUGCCAUUUUCUUCAGCAGCGGUUGCUACUACUCAGGCUUCUGUACUGCAUAGCGAUGCAGGAAAGAGGUCAGCAUUAAAUGAUGAAAGUCAGACUAUGCAUGCUAAAGGUAAACCAGAAUCAUUGAAGAUUGUGAGACAGAAUAGUGGCGUGGAUUGUCAGAAUGACCUGUCUGACGAACCUGCUGCACCCGAUGAAGCUCCUGCUUCUGUGAAUGGGAGUAGCCCUUUAUCUUCCCCCCAAACAACCAAGGAUAAUGAUAGAGGCAGCAGCAUGCAGCCAAACAUCAGCAAUGCCACCAACCAUAGUCAUAUAUCUUACGGUUCCCGUCAUGAAAAAGAAAACAUUGUUUCCACUGAAGAAGUGGUCCAAGAUAGAAAUUCCAUGGUAGAACAUUCUGGUGUAGUCAGAUCAAAUAGUUCACUUUCUGAUAAUUCUGUGAUUAAAUCGCCUCGGAACCAAGGGUUACAGCAAUAUUGUGCUGAGCAGUCCAGAGAACCUCCAAUAACUGCUGUGACAGCUGUUAAUGCAAUGUGUGUUGCAAGGGAACAAGCCAACUGGAUAUCAGAGUCACAAGCACAACUAGUACCAAAUGCAUCUUUUGAGGUGGAAGAGGAUGUACUAUCUUUCGACAAUCAGAGACUCAAGGAUCCAGAAGUGAGUCGUUCAACAUAUUUGCCUAGUUUGGCUAAUGCGGUCCAUGUUUCAAAUCAUUCUAGGUCUCCAUUGUUGCAUAGUGAAGCUUAUGGUGCAGUUUAUUCAAAUGUUGAUCGUCCAUUUGUUGAUAACAAAAUGAGGGACAGUUCACUUCUAUCUUCAUCCAGUAUUUCAGUAACAUCUAAUGGUUACCCUGAGAACUUGGUAAGCAGAUCUUCUGGUUCAGAAAGGCCGUUGGAGCAUUCCUUUCUGCUUCCAAAUGAAGGCCCAGGGAAGCACAGUGGAAGAUUCCUGGAUGAUGCAGCUAAUGCGGAUUUCAGUGCUGCUGUUGACAAGGGAGAGAGUAGCAUAAUCUCAAAUAUAUUAUCAAUGGACUUUGACACUUGGGAUGACUCAAUAGCGUCACCACAGCAUUUUUCGAAAUUAUUGGGUGAAACUGAUAGACAGCCUGGAGCUCUCAAAAUGUCAAGUCCUUGGAAAGUACAAAAUAACAAUCAGUCCAGAUUCUCUUUUGCAAGACAGGAGGAUUCUAAAAAUCAAGCAUUCGAUGUACAGUCAUCUCUGAAUGUCGUUGGGCAGUUUUCUAAUAACCAAUCAUUCCACCAUGGUUUUUCUGAAAAUAGAGAUUUAGGUUUGGAGAAUCUUGGAAUUGGAAAUGGUUUUUCAUCUAGCUCUUAUGAAGAACCUGAAAAUCAUGGCAGCAAUCAUUUAGCUCUUUCUUCUAACAAGCUUUCUGUGGUUUCAAGGGCUCAAAUUUCUGCUCCUCCUGGAUUCUCUGUGCCAAGCAGGGCACCACCACCAGGCUUUACUUCUCAUGAGAGAGUGGAUCAGGAGUUUGACUCUCUGGCUGGGAAUCAUUUGUAUGAUACUUCCUCUUUGUUGAGAAAUGCAUAUCAACCUCAGGCAACUGGUAAUAUUGGUAGCUCUGGGGAUAUUGAGUUUAUGGAUCCUGCUAUAUUGGCAGUUGGUAAAGGGCGACUGCAAGGUGGGCUUAACAACCCCGGCCUUGAAAUGAGAUCAAACUUCCCUUCACAGUUAAGUGCCUAUGAAAAUGAUGCAAGGCUUCAACUGUUGAUGCAAAGAUCCCUCACCCCACAACAAAACGUUAGAUUUCCUGAUUUUGGCGAUGGUUUUUCUCACGUCAAUGAUUCUUAUGGAAUUUCUUCGAUGCUUUUGGAUCAAUCUCAGACUAGCAGCAAUCUAUCCCCUUUUGCUCAAUUGUCCCUCCAACAACAGUCUAGAAACCGGGUCAUGUCAAAUGGACACUGGGAUGGGUGGAAUGAGGCUCAGGGUGGAAGCACUCUGGGUAUGGCAGAGCUCUUGAGAAAUGAGAGACUAGGGUUCAACAAGUAUUAUUCUGGUUAUGAAGAUUCAAAGUUUCGGAUGCCCAGUUCUGGUGAUCUGUAUAACAGAACAUUUGGGAUGUAAUAUUGCAAAAUGAUAGCUUUGCAUGGUUGGGGAAUGUUCAAAAGGAAUCGAGGGCUGUGUGGUUGUGUGACCUUGUAUUCACGGAUGGGACUGACUCAUAACUGGUCUUUGCCUCGGCAGCCUUAUGUAGGGUCAAACUCCCGUAACUUUUGGGGUCUGUAAUCCUGCAGGUGGGGGUGAUAAAUGCUUGAUGUGAAGCUUGUAUUGCGGGUUGCUGUAUAUGGUCAAUUCGGACCGGCUGAUCAUCCAGAUGAUGAGUAUUCAACUCCCUGCUGUACGAAUAUUUGAUUGUUGCUCUCACAACUAAAUGGCUGAAAUCUGACCCCUUUGGGGAGUUUUAUACUGCGCUAACUGUUUAACAUGACAAAAUGGAUAUUAAUGAAUUUACACCUUUUUUUCCCUUCUAAGUUUCUAUUUGUAUUGUGUUUGCAAAGUUCAGAACAGAGAAGUGAUUGGAAUUAAAAAGUAUUUCGUGCAAUUAUUUUCUGAGUGGGGUGUGUGCUGUAACUAAGCGGGAUGGUAAUGUUUUGUAUUUUCCAAAAAAAGAAAAGAGGAAGAAAAAGCUAGAAGCUAUUAUUUUGAA